CCGGGCUGUGCCGAGCUGCUCCCUGCGGGAUCAGAGCGCUCCCCCGCCGGGACCCUUCUCUCACAUCCCCCUGCUGGGACGCGGCUACAUUUCCAGCCAAGCACUGCCUGCCUUGGCUUUAUUAUGUGUGUCUGCGCCGCAGCCCCGCCAGCAGAGGCAGGCAGAGGAGGAGGAGGGAGACUGGUAGCCAGAGUCAGGACAAAGAAAAAGCAGGGAGACAGAGGCUAGCGAAGGUUUAGAAACAUCGGGCUGCUAUUAAAACUCCUGUAGGGCAUCGCGAAGUAUUAACCAAAAAAGAGAGAGAGAGAGAGAGAGAGGGAGAGAGAAAGCGUGGGUUGUAAAAGCAGUGGUCUGUUCCACGCGGGGUGGAGAUGCUGGGGAAGAGCGCAAUGUCCAUGCCACCAGACCACCACCACUGCCCAGUGUAGAACGGCGGGACGGAGCACGGGGGGGUGUGCUGGUCGCUUCGGGUCGGUGCCGCUUUUCCUGGAUGAUAAAAUCCAAAACAGACUGAAAUAGUUACGAUAAACUAAAACGAAGGAGGGAAAAACAAGCCCCGAGCAGCCCAGACGGAGCUUGGAGGAGCGCGCGACGGGUUGAGCGAAGAGGAGAGAAGCCACGUUUCGGUUUUUAUCGGAGCAAUUUCCCCGAGAAACGUCCUCCAUCGCCUCUCUCCACCUGGACGGUCACCGGCCGCGCUCACUCCCCCCCUCUGCGGUCCGCGGGGCCGGAGGAAGUCGCAGCGGCGCCGGGGAACGAGAGAAACGUACCUGCGGAGGGAGAGAAAACCCGACAACAACAACAACAACACAAAAACGCGAGGCUGCCGCAGUGCAACAGGCGGAGGAGCAGCGGCGAAGUGGAGGAGGACCGAGAGCCCGCCGCGGUUAGCUGAAAACACGGAACGGAGCCGGAACAAUUGAAGAAGAAAGGACAUUUAAAACAGAAAGACGAGCUGCUCCAGACCAGAGAUGUCGAGGCGAAAGCAGGCCAAGCCGCGCUCCGUCAAAGCGGUGGAAGAAGGGGAGUCCUCAGAGUGUGGCGGGACCUGGGAUGAAGCAACUGUCCAAACAGAAGUCCCGGCGUGUGACAGAGACACGGAUCCUAAAGAAGGUCCCCGGGCCGUCGGCGAGGACGGAGAACCGGAGGAUCACGAGGACCACGACGACGACCUCGACGACGAGUCCAUCUUCACCUGCGACAACUGUCAGCACGACUUUGACUGCCUGGCCGAGCUCACCGAGCACAGAACCAACCACUGCCCAGCCGAUGGUGACGAUGACCCAGCAGGGCUUUCCUGGGUACCUUCCUCGCCCUCCAGCAAAGACGUGGCAUCGCCCUCACAGAUGCCCGAUGGCUGCUGCGACCUGGGCAUGGCCACCGGCGGCGAGGAGGAAGGAGGCACCGGCCUGCCGUACCCCUGCCAGUUCUGCGACAAGUCCUUCAGUCGUCUGAGCUACCUGAAGCGCCACGAGCAGAUCCACAGCGACAAGCUGCCUUUCAAGUGCACCUUCUGCAGCCGCCUGUUCAAGCACAAGAGGAGCAGAGACCGCCACGUCAAACUCCACACAGGAGACAAGAAGUAUAGUUGCCAGGAGUGUGAAGCUGCGUUCUCCCGCUCUGAUCACCUGAAGAUCCAUCUGAAGACUCACAGCUCCAGCAAACCCUUUAAGUGCAGUGUGUGUAAGCGUGGCUUCUCCUCCACCUCGUCACUGCAGAGCCACAUGCAGGCUCACCGCAAGAACCGAGAGCACCUCGCUCUGAGGAGUGAGAGGGACGGAGGGAAGAAGGGAGCAGGGGGCGAUAUUGACCUGGAGCAGGACCUGUAUAUGUGCGAUUACUGCGAGGAGACGUUCAGCCUGACGGACGAGCUGGAGAAACACGUCCUGACCAGACACCCCCAGCUGUCGGACCGGGCCGACCUGCAGUGCAUCCACUGUCCGGAGAUCUUUCUCGACGAGGCGUCUCUCCUCACGCACAUCGAGACGCAGCACGCCAACCGCAAACACAAAUGUCCUGUCUGUCUGGAACAAUUCCCAUCCGUGGAGGAUGUCUACUGCCACUUGGACAGCCACCGCCAGCCGGACUCCUCCAAUCACAGUGCUGCCAGUCCCGACCCGGCGCUGGGCAGCGUGGCCUCCAUGAGCUCGGCCACUCCGGACUCCAGUGCCAGUCUGGAGAGAGGCUCCACGCCGGACUCCACCCUAAAGCCCAGCCAGGGCAUCGAACGGGUCCGCAGGAGAGGCAUGGAGUCUGUGGACGACAUCGGGAUAACCCUCAGUCAUAAAGGCGGAGGGGGAGGGGCCAACUGGGGUAAAGUGACGUACUCUUGCCCGUACUGCUCAAAGAGAGACUUCCACAGCCUGGCGGUGUUGGAGAUCCAUCUGAAGACCAUCCACGCAGAUAAGCCGCAGCAGAGCCACACGUGUCACCUCUGCCUGGACACCCUGCCCACACUUUACAACCUCAACGAACAUGUGCGCAAAGCCCACCGUACCGGCGGAGGAACCAUGGGCACAGUGGCGGCGGCUUUCCCCCUGCUGCAGUUCACCAACGUCACGGCGUUCCACUGUAACUACUGCCCGGACAUGUUUGGAGACAUCAACUCCCUGCAGGAGCACAUCAGGGUGUCACACUGCUUGCCUGGUGGGAUUGUGGCAGGCUCCACCACAUUAGAAGGGAACCAUGCCUUCUUCUGCAACCAGUGCUCCAUGGGAUUCUUGACGGAGUCGUCGUUGACGGAGCAUAUUCAGCAGACGCACUGCACCUCCGUCGCAGGGGGCGGAGCUUCAUCUGGAGGAGCCGUGGCCAAACUGGAGUCUCCUGUACUGCAGGCUUCCUCGCAGUCCUUCAUGGAGGUUUACUCCUGCCCUUACUGCACCAACUCACCUAUCUUCGGCUCACUCCUCAAGCUCACCAAGCACAUAAAGGAGAACCACAAGAACAUCCCGCUGGCUAACAACAAACGGCAGGCAAAGGUUGCCGACCUGAGCCCCGCCUCCUCCGAUAUUGAGGUCUCCUCCCCGAAACGCCACAGACUCGGGGGGGACCUCACCCCCUCCACGGGCAGCAACGGGGACUACCCGUGCAACCAGUGUGACCUGCGGUUCUCCAGCUUUGAGGGUUUCCAGGCCCACUUAAAGUCCCACCUGGAGAUGCUGUUGAGGCGCCAGUCCUGUCCGCAGUGCAACAAGGAGGACUUUGAAUCCCAGGAGGCGUUGCUCCAACACCUGACGGUGCACUACACCACCACGUCGACCCAGUAUGUGUGCGAGAGCUGCGAUAAGCAGUUCUCUUCAGUAGAUGACCUGCAAAAACACCUGCUGGACAUGCACACGUUUGUCCUGUACCACUGCACUCUGUGCCAGGAGGUCUUUGACUCCAAGGUCUCCAUACAGGUGCAUUUAGCAGUGAAGCAUAGCAAUGAGAAGAAGCUGUUUCGCUGCACCGCCUGUGCCUGGGACUUCAGGAAAGAGUCUGAUCUUCAGAUCCAUGUCAAGCACAACCACCUGGGCCAGAGGUCAGGCCUCCCAGGGGGGCUGGGAGCAGGACUCAAGCCCCGGAAGUGCAUCUUCUGUGGCGAGACAUUCGGAACCGAGGUGGAGCUCCAGUGCCACAUCACCACACACAGCAAGAAGUUCACGUGUCGCUUCUGCGGCAAAGCCUUCCAAGCGAUGCCGCUGCUAGAGAGGCACCUGAGGGAGAAGCACUGCAUCUUCGACGGUGGCAGCAUCACCGGCAACGGGGGCGGCGCCGGUAGUGGCGGGAGUCAUAACGGGACCCCCAACGGGCUGGCGCAGACCUCCAAGCGAGGAGGAGGAGGAGGAGGAGGAAGCGGGGGCAAUGGAGGCAACGGAGGCGCUGAAAGAGCAACGGUGGCGGCGGCCGAACAAGCCGACCUGCAGAACCUGCUGCUGAAGAACGCGGUAGCGGCAGGCGGAGCUGGCCAGGGCGGAGACGCGGCCAACAGCCACGAGGCCAGCGGGGGGGAGGAGGAGCUGGACAAUUCGGAGCCCAUGUACGCCUGCGACAUCUGCGGCGCCGCCUACACCAUGGAGUCGCUGCUGCAGAACCACCGUCUGCGCGACCACAACAUCCGGCCGGGAGAUGAUGACGCUUGUUCCCGGAAGAAGAAGGCCGACUUCAUCAAGGGGAACCACAAGUGCAACGUGUGCUCCAGAACGUUCUUCUCUGAGAACGGACUCCGCGAGCACGCCCAGACGCAUCGCGGCCCCGCCAAGCACUACAUGUGUCCCAUAUGUGGCGAGCGCUUCCCCUCUCUGCUCACCCUCACUGAACACAAGGUGACCCACAGUAAGAGCCUGGACACGGGAACCUGUCGAAUCUGUAAGAUGCCCCUGCAGAGCGAGGAGGAGUUUAUAGAGCACUGCCAGAUGCACCCUGACCUCCGCAACUCCCUCACCGGCUUCCGCUGCGUCGUCUGCAUGCAGACUGUCACCUCCACCCUGGAGCUGAAGAUCCACGGCACCUUCCACAUGCAGAAGCUCUCUGCCGGCUCUACGCUCGGAGGAGCCGCCGGAGGGGGAGGAGGAGGAGGAGGAGGAGGGGGGGGGAACGGGUCUGCGUCCUCGUCCCCCAACGGGCAGCAGCAGCAGCACAAGCUGUAUAAAUGUGCCUUCUGCCUGAAGGACUUCAAGAACAAAGGGGAGUUGGUGAAGCUGGACGUCAACGGCCUGCCGUAUGGCCUCUGUGCCGGCUGCAUGAGCAGGGGCACGAACGGCCAGAGCCCAAGCCUAGGAGGACCCGCCACGCCCGGGGACACGCAGGGAGAGAAGGCCGCGGUCGGACUGAGGUGUCCAGAGUGCGGCGUGAAGUUUGAGAGCGUGGAGGACUUGGAGAGUCACGUCCAGACCGAUCACCCGGAGAUCAGUCCCGAAACCAGCGCGGCAGGAAAGAAAGCUGAAGCCUCACUUGCACCGAAGAAAAAGACCUACCAGUGUAUUAAAUGCCAAAUGACGUUUGAGACGGAAAGAGAGAUCCAGAUUCACGUCGCUAAUCACAUGAUCGAAGAGCCCACCUGUCGGCCAGAGGAGGGCAUCAAUCACGAAUGCAAGCUGUGUAACCAGAUGUUUGAUUCACCGGCCAAGCUGCUUUGCCACCUGAUAGAGCACAGCUUUGAAGGCAUGGGAGGUACCUUCAAGUGUCCCGUCUGCUUCACAGUGUUUGUGCAGGCCAACAAGCUCCAGCAGCACAUUUUUGCCGUCCACGGCCAGGAAGACAAGAUCUACGACUGCUCCCAGUGUCCGCAGAAGUUCUUCUUUCAGACAGAACUACAGAACCACACACUGAGUCAGCACGCGCAGUGAGACCGAGGCCCGGCAGGAUCUCUCGACUCAGCCGGGGCCCCCGACCCGGAGCCGGCGGGGGACUCCCAUCUCCACAACACAGCCAAUCAAAGUGUCAUUUGCUACUCACAUGUAAAACUCUAACGAUCGCGCCACUGGGCGCGGCUAUUAGGAGCAGCGGGGGAAAGGAAUAUUAAUGGGAUAUGCUAUUAAAUAAAGAAAGGAAAAAUUGGGUGAGAGAAACGGUAAGAGCGACAUGAAGGAAAGGGAGUAGUGAGAAAAAAGGUAUUGUACGUGCAGUAUUUUUUAUUGUCCCCGCAAUCUGUUCCCCCAACCAGCGUCUUCCCCCUCCCCUUCUCCUUCCCUUUCCUCCCCACCAACACUCCCCGGGUCAGGCAUUUUAUUUUUUUUAACAAAUAGAAGAGGCGAAACGGGCAAGAAAACACAUUUUGAUUCGGGAUUUUUUUUUAAUAGAUUGUAGGGAAAAAAUAAGUUGCUUUCUUGUCCCCUCGGUUGCUUAUUGUAUUCAACUUCAUAGGUGCCAAUUUUGUUGAUUUCUUUUUUUUUUCUGCCCUACGCGCUUCUUUGUUUUAAUUUUUUGUACCUUUCAUUUCUCGCCGUAAGUAGGUACUUGUGCUGUGUUGUGAUUGUUUGUUUGCCAGUCGUAAGAUUCCUGAGUCCCCCCCCCCCCACUCUCCUUUUUAUGAUUAUUGUUAUAUAUAUUUUUCUUUUUUGUAAUUAUUAUCAAAAAAGUCAUCGAAUUAAAUAAAGUGCAGAAAACCAUACAGAUGUUUCUUUUUUUUGGAUCGGGUUUUCCAGUCUCUAUGGGGCCUAUAAUGGUUAUUGUAAAAAUGAAUAUCAUUCAUUUCAGUGCGUCUGGUCAAUGACUGCUUUUUAAAUGUGAAUUAACCAGAUUGCAAUAAUCUAGUACAAACAAAAAAGAUAAAAUAAAUAAAUAAAUGAC
This is a messenger RNA of Pungitius pungitius (ninespine stickleback), 6270 nucleotides long. It is a transcript of the gene znf423, whose product is annotated as zinc finger protein 423. Gene Ontology annotation, molecular function: chromatin insulator sequence binding. Gene Ontology annotation, biological process: regulation of transcription by RNA polymerase II. The record is from RefSeq and is a predicted model, not a curated record. The coding region runs from base 972 to 5327 and encodes 1451 amino acids. Lineage: Eukaryota; Metazoa; Chordata; Actinopteri; Perciformes; Gasterosteidae. Gene Ontology annotation, cellular component: chromosome. The transcript is spliced from 22 exons.